AUGUCUACAGCGCCGGAGACGAACACCCUUCGUGACAUUCUACGUAGAGAUGCUAACACGGAGCGGGCCCUAACCAUCACUUGGCAGCAGAUCACUGAUCUAGCUAUGAACACAACUGAUUGGGAUAAGAAAGAGUUGCCUCUGUUUAUCAAAAUACUCGUGCCCUGGAUGAGUAAUCCUCCCAGUGCCUUGUCGUUUUGCUUAUGGGCGGGGAGAUAUGACCUGGCCUGUAAAUUCGUCGGUAUGAUUGCUGAUGACCAAGUCUCUAUUGGCUCUGCUGUGCCAUGGAGUGUCCGCAAGGGCUUGGAUGGCUGCAACCCUACCCAGUCAACAGCUCAUGCGGACAAUGGCGAUGGUGAUACAGAGUCUCUGCUGCAACUGGAUCAAUUAGUGCAUCUCCUGGAAUCACCGGUCUUCACUAGAUUGCGGCUAGAACUACUCCCUAACUCUUAUCUUAUCGAGGCUCCGGACAGGAUAAAACGGCAGAGUCUGCUCGAUUGCCUCGUAGGUUUGGUAAUGCUCGUCCCACAGAACACUAGAGCCUUUCAGUUGCUCAAGAGGAGGCUCGAUGUAGUUUAUAAAGCAUUCGCUAUGUCUCGUCCAGUUUGA
Perkinsus marinus ATCC 50983 is the source of this 609-nucleotide messenger RNA. RefSeq lists its product as hypothetical. The record is from RefSeq and is a predicted model, not a curated record. The coding region runs from base 1 to 609 and encodes 202 amino acids. NCBI's taxonomy places the organism in Eukaryota, Perkinsozoa, Perkinsida, Perkinsidae. Gene Ontology annotation, biological process: phosphatidylinositol biosynthetic process; positive regulation of kinase activity. The transcript has 5 exons. Gene Ontology annotation, cellular component: PAS complex; endosome membrane.